AUGAAAGAUAUUAAGAGCCAAACAUUAUCUGGAUUUAGUUCUAAUAUAUUGGUAUUCCUAUAUGUUUUAUCUUCAUUUAUUAUUGGAGCUCCAUUUCUAUUACCUACAGCAUUAAAGGAACUAUGGUUAAGAAAUAAUUCAUAUGGAUGGUUAUCUAAUUCAGAAAGGAUGAUGAUUUUCAAUAAUAUUUGUACACUUGGGGUUUCUUCAUUUUUAUUAUCAGGAAUUUUGGGUAGUUAUAGCAUAAAAUAUAUUAAUAAUAGGAGGACUGCUUUAUUAGGUACAAUUAUUUAUAUUUUAGGUUGGAUAUUUUGUUUUUUUUUCGAAAAAUACUUUUAUUAUGGUCCAUUUUUGGGAAUGAUUUUAUGGGGAGUAUCUACUCAAUUAUUAUCAUUAUCUAAAUCAUCAAUAUCAGCUUUUUACGAAUCUAGAAGACAUUUAGUUGUUGCAUUAGUUGGUGGUUCUAUAGCUCUAAACUUUAUAUAUACUCAAUUAAUUGAAUUAAUUACUCGUAUUUUUGCUAACCAAGAUAACUUAAUACCUGGUUUAACUAUAGUUCAAUUUGUGAUAUUAUUGAAUUGUGUCCUAUCAACAUUAUGGCUUAUUAUGUUUUAUUAUAUAAUUCCUGAAGUACCCUUUGUAACUCCAGAAAUUGAUUACUGUAAAAAGGUGUAUAAAUCUUCAUUAUAUAAAAGUGAAGAAGAUUUGGAAAGUACUAUGUGUAUUUAUAAGAAGACUCCAAUAAUUGAGAUUAAUAGAUGCAAAUAUUCUAUCCCGAAAUUAUGGACAUUACCAUUAAAGGAGCAAUUGUUUUCAUUCCUUACUAUUUCUUUUAUAUUUAUAUAUUCUAUAAUGUGGUUUCUACGUUUAUAUUUUACAAUUAAUAUGAAGUCAAUGAUUAUAAAUCAGACUAAUGGUAAUAUAGAAUAUACAGAUUUUAUCAAUAAUAUAUUUGGAUAUUUAUUAGGUUUUGCAUUUUUGGCUGCAAUAUUAACAGGUAUGAUUGUAGACUUUGUGGGAAUUUUCGUAUUUUUGAUUUUAUUUAGUGUGUCAUCUUUGGUUAUUUUAUUGGUAUUUUCGACCCUAAUUCCUUUUAAUUUAUAUUUGCAUUUACUAGGUCUAGUAAUGUGUAUUUUUUGUUAUUCCUACUUUAUAGGAUGCCCUUAUAGCUUCUUUACGUCUACAUAUGGUUAUACCCAUCUAAAUACAUUGCAAGGAGUAUCAUCUACUAUUGCAGGGGUAUUUGUUUUAGGCUACAGCUUUUUAGAUCCUUACAUUCAGCUAAAUCUAGGAAAUUUGCAUUAUAUUACACUUGACGCUAUUUUAUUAAAUAUAUUUAUAAUACUAUCUUCUGUUACUAUUGCAUUAUAUAUGGAAAGACUGAAGAGAACUUUUUCAAAUGCCUACAUUUCCUAUCAUAAUCAUUAA
Molecule: messenger RNA, 1428 nt
Organism: Cryptosporidium muris RN66
Lineage: Eukaryota; Apicomplexa; Conoidasida; Eucoccidiorida; Cryptosporidiidae
Exons: 1
Coding region: 1-1428 (475 amino acids)
Source: RefSeq, a predicted model, not a curated record